AUGGGUGCUUGUAUUGGUAAGAAAAGUUCAAAAUAUUCUAAGCGCUAUCAACCUCAAAUAACACCACCAAAAAUACAAGAUGAAGUCCUACAAAAAAAUGGAUCUUCUCCAUCAUUAGCAAAGAAAUUACAAAAUACAGAUGGUUUCAUAGACAAAAACGAUAGUGAACGUCAAAAAUCAGAACUUGAUGAAGAUAGUAUCGAUUCAGAACUUGAAAUUAUUCUUAAUGAACAAAUACUAAUCAACGAAGCACUAAGUCAACCUUUGUCAUCACGUAUUGUUUCAAUCACAGAUUCUGAACUUGAAUAUGAAUUGGCAAAUCUCAUUUAUGGACAUCCAGAAAAAGAUUAUAUAGAAAAUUCAUCUAUUUCUAUCACACGUAAACCUGAUGAUGCGUAA
Rotaria sp. Silwood1 is the source of this 399-nucleotide messenger RNA. Lineage: Eukaryota; Metazoa; Rotifera; Eurotatoria; Philodinida; Philodinidae. The record is from the annotation of a GenBank genome assembly.